CCAUUUUCACGUGGAACCUUGCAGACUACUUUCAACUUCCUGAAUAAUCAUACCUCUUGAGACUCACAAACAAAUAUUAUCUAAAUUUAUGCUCACUUAUUGAAACCAUCAUUAUUCAAGAUGGCUGAUGAUAACGAAGACCAUUACUUUGGGUUGACACCCAUCGACCAGAUCAUGCCGCGUGGAUAUACACGUAUGGCUUUCUGUUUUCCGUUCGUUUCUGAUAACCCUGUUCCAGCAAUCGAGGCUCUUCAACAGGCGUACAAAGCUACAAUCGCUCGUUUCCCUUUCAUGGCUGGUACUGUCGCUCUCGAGAGAGAUGGAGGGGAGCACACCGGUAGACUCGAGGUGCGCUACAAUAACCACGAUGUCGAAGAAGCGCACGUUUUCAUCAAGAGACUCGAACCCCCCGAGUUUCCUCACACCUACGAAGAGCUGAAGAGCAUGGGAAUGCCUCCUAGCAAGCUUCCAGGUCCACUCAUCUCACCACUCUCUGAUUUUCCAGAUGCUACCAGGCCUUGUCCGGUCAUGGCACUGCAGGCCAACUUCUUACCAGGCGGACUCAUUCUGGCCGUCUACACCCACCGCAAUGUCACCGAUGCUACUGGCACUGCUGUCUUUCUCUAUGCACUACGACAGAGCCUGGAGACCCAUGGAGAUACCCCGAUAAACUUACCUGAGUUUGCUGAUGACAAGCUGCGACUUCUUCUCACCCCAGGUUUACCACAUACUAGUCCGCUGCAUGAGCAUCCAGAAUACACGCUGGAUACGGACCUAGUUGCAGUCUCUUCCCCUGGAGCAAGCCCUGGGAAAGGUUCUGACCGCAGAGAGGACGACCCUAGAGUCGAAGAGACGCAGCAUUUAAACCAGGGGAAGAUAUUUGUCCUCUCUGAAGAAAAAGUUGAAGAUCUCAAGAGAUACUUGGUAAGUCGCGCCUCAGAGGAACAGAGCAUGGAUCAGGCAGGGAGUAGGACCCAAAGGCCCGUGGUCAUGACAAAAGACGACACUCUGUGUGCUCUUAUUUGGGUUUUUGUUACUCGUGCUCGUGCUCGUGCUCUGUGGCACACUACCCCUCAGAGCGAAUCUCCAGACGACGAGUUAUCAAGCUCGCUUAACAUGUCUAUCAGCAUUCGGGGUCAUAUAGAACCACCAAUACCCGCCUUCUAUGUUGGCACAAGUGUGGUUUACUCCCAAGCAACGCUUCCAGUGAAGACACUUCUUGGCGCAGACGGUGCAGGCCUCUUCAUAGAUGCCCAGUCAUAUUCAGUUCCUCCUAGUGCAGCAUCUGCUCUUGCCCAGUCUGCCAUCCAAAUCCGUCAUGCCGUUGACAGAGUGACUCCCUCACAUGUCAGAUCCCUCAUAUCCCUCUGCCAUUCCACUGCAGAUAUCCGGCAUCUACAAGCGAACGUGCGUUGUGCGGGUGGCCCAGAUGUUCUCAUAACCAGCUGGAGUGAUUUGAAUCUCUCAGAGGGCGUGUGGGUUAUUCCUGGAUUAGGGAAUAAUGGCAACGUCGAGUUCAUUCGCAAGCCAUGGAGUCGCCAGGAUGGAGCAAUGAUCUUGAUGCCGAGAAUUGACUUUGCGAACUACCACGGUAGUGAUGAUGACGAUGCAGAUGGCCUGGAGGUCCUUAUCCAACUGCGUAAAGAGGCUAUGCGUUGUCUGGAGCAAGAUACAGGCUUUAUGUCCUACGUUACGAGAGUCAUUGAGUAAUAGUACCGUUUCCGAGAGAAAAGUCGACUAUACAACCAAUGUCCUGCUGGAAGGAACCAGGAAUCAAAAAGAAAAGAAAGGAAAAAAAAGAACGAUGGGCAAUGAGGUCACUUGAAGUGUUAAAGUGGUAGUUGCAUGGCGAACCUGGUCUUGAUGUUUGCAACUAUGUAUGAGAUACCACACUGCCUAGAGCGGUAGAAGCGUGUUUAUUAAACAAAGAAACGCG
Molecule: messenger RNA, 1936 nt
Organism: Paecilomyces variotii
Lineage: Eukaryota; Fungi; Ascomycota; Eurotiomycetes; Eurotiales; Thermoascaceae
Exons: 1
Coding region: 121-1710 (529 amino acids)
Molecular function (GO): acyltransferase activity, transferring groups other than amino-acyl groups
Source: RefSeq, a predicted model, not a curated record